Molecule: messenger RNA, 483 nt
Organism: Pistacia vera
Lineage: Eukaryota; Viridiplantae; Streptophyta; Magnoliopsida; Sapindales; Anacardiaceae
Product: secreted RxLR effector protein 161-like
Exons: 1
Coding region: 1-483 (160 amino acids)
Source: RefSeq, a predicted model, not a curated record
AUGGCAGGGUCAAAGCUGGUCAUUAUGCCCUUGGCCAGCCACUUUGUGCUAAGUAAAGAGCAAUGCCCCAAAACUGAGGUUGAAAUGCAAACAAUGGAAUAUGUACCUUACUCAAACAUAAUAGGAUCUGUGAUGUAUGCAAUGAUUGGUACUAGGCCAGACUUAUCCUUUGCUAUAUCUUUAUUAAGUAGAUUCAUGUCCAAUCUAGGAGCUAAACACUGGACAGCCUUAAAAUGGGUAAUAAGAUACAUAAACAAUACUCAUGGUGUUGGGUUAGAAUAUUGCAAUAGAGGCGUUUCACUUGAUUUGGUUGGUUUUGUAGAUGCUGACUUUGCAGGAGAUAAAGACACUAGAAAGUCAACCACAUCUCACUACUUCAUCCUUGGAGGCAACUGUAUAAGUUGGAAGACUCAGCUACAACCUAUUGUGACUAUCUCGUUGACUGAAGCUGAGUAUGUGGCAGUUGCCGAUGUGUUUAAAUAA